Thalassophryne amazonica is the source of this 2522-nucleotide messenger RNA. RefSeq names its product E3 ubiquitin-protein ligase DTX4-like. Gene Ontology annotation, cellular component: nucleoplasm. Gene Ontology annotation, biological process: protein ubiquitination; Notch signaling pathway. The record is from RefSeq and is a predicted model, not a curated record. NCBI's taxonomy places the organism in Eukaryota, Metazoa, Chordata, Actinopteri, Batrachoidiformes, Batrachoididae. Gene Ontology annotation, molecular function: zinc ion binding; ubiquitin protein ligase activity.
GGGUUGCAAACUGCCCAAGAUGGAUGCAGCGCCGCUGUGCACAAGGAUGCACGGAUGAGCUGCAGCGCAUCCGAAGCGCCGUCAUCCUCACGAUGAUCGCUUGCAUUUAAACGUCAACAUCACCUCUGAUUUUUUUUUUCUUCUUUUUCUCUCGCCUCUGCAGGAGUAGGAUGUUACUAGCGUCCGCAGUAGUUGUAUGGGAAUGGCUGAACGAGCACGGUCGCUGGCGGCCGUACAGCCCGGCUGUUCACCACAUCGAGGCGGUCAUCCGGAGCGACCCCCGGUGUGGUAGCGUGGUCCUCGGUCAGGUGGACUCUCGCCUCUCGCCCUACAUAAUCGAUUUGCAUUCCAUGCACCAGUUCCGACAAGACACAGGUACCCUUCGACCAGUACGACGUAGUUUUCUACGAUCCCGCCUCGGCGCCCGCCAAGGCUGGUUGUGGGAGUGGGAGAACGACGCUGGGAGUUGGACAGCUUACGACACUGAGGUGGGCAUCGCCAUUCAGGCAGCACGUGACCGUCAGCAGCCCUGGCUGGACCUGGCACCACUGGGUUUCUGCUACCUCAUUGACUUUGAAAGCAUGACCCAAAUCAAUGGGCAGACACAGCGCUGCCGACGCAUUCAGCGCCGUUCCGACUUGGCAUACCCACUGGUAUCAGGGGCCCUGCCCAAAUCCCACCAUGCCUGGGGUCCCACAUCCAUGCCUGCUCCUGGAGGGCUCCUAGGAGUGGAUGUAUCCAGCGUGGGCAUGGGACUCAGAAUGAGCAGCAGUGGGACGGGUAACGGGAGUGCUUACCCGAGUGGAGCACUUCCUGCAUCUGCCAUCACCUCUUUAGGACAGCCUUGUGCCUGUCAGCAGUGUAUGUUGGUGCUAAGUGUCAAAGCAGGCACUCUGUCGACUGCUCACACGCUGGGUCGUAGACCGCCACAGACCAAACCUAGUCCUAAAAUAGGCGGACAUCCUGUUCUGGAGGAUCUUACCUCACUUACCCUCCCUCGGCCUCCAACACUGACUCGGUCACUCUCCCCUCACAGGACGUCAAUAGUUGGUGCGGCAGGUGGUUUCAGUGUUGGUGGUAUUGGGGGUCCAGGGGGUGUGGGUAUUAUUGGUGGCAGUGGUGUAGGUAGUUCUGGCUUUGGCAUUGGAGGAGGUUUCCCCCACUCUCUCUCCUUCCUUAACUCUGCCACUGCUGCCCUGUCCAUCUCCUCUUCUCGGCCCCCUCCUCCACCUCUCCCACCUCCUCCACCCCCUCCUCCUCCACCCACCACAAUCGCCACCACCCCUUCAUCAGCCACCGCCGCCCCCUUAAACCCCCCCAACUCCUCCUCCCUCUCUGCUUCAAGUUCAACUGCUAUGGCAACAGCUCCCAGUCCACCCCUCUUUUCCACAGCCGCCUCCACCUGCACGCCCUCACCUUCUGCCCGUGUUCUGGGCCCAGUGUCCUCGUCUGGUGCUGCCGCAUGUGCAGCCCCGCUGCCACCCCGCUCCAGCCUGGCAGGACUGAGCCGUCCUGCACUGCAGCGCAUCGCCAUGGCUCAGUCACGUGCACUCAUUGCCUCUGGAGUGCCAACAGUUCCAGUGAAGAAUCUGAAUGGAUCUAGCCCUGUUCACCCUGCAUUGGCAGGUAUUACAGGCAUACUUAUGAGUGCGGCAGGACUCCCAGUCUGUCUGACUCGUCCCCCCAAGCUGGUUCUCCAUCCACCACCUGUCAGAAAGAGUGAAAUCAAACCUGUUCCUGGUUUGGGCCACUGCUGUCGCAAGACCACCAAGAAACAGGCCCGCAAAGGAAAGACCCCUGAAGAGGUGGUGAAACGGUACCUCCACAAGGUCCGCAAUCCCCCAGAGGAAGACUGCACUAUCUGCAUGGAGGCUCUGGCUGGUGCAUCAGGCUACAAGGGGCCUGGCGUAGGUGCAUCUCCCGUGCAGUCAGUUGGCCGCCUCACACAGUGUGGUCACCAGUACCACCUCCAGUGCCUUGUUGCUAUGUACAACAAUGGCAACAAGGAUGGCAGUCUGCAGUGCCCAACCUGCAAGACCAUCUAUGGAGUCAAGACUGGAAACCAGCCCCCCGGCAAGAUGGAAUCAUGUUAUACCUCCUCACUACCCGGCCACCCUGACUGCAAAACCAUCCGUAUCAUCUACAACAUCCCUCCUGGCAUCCGCCAUUACUUUUGUCAUUGUUCACUAGGGCCAGAGCACCCAAACCCAGGCAAACCCUUCACUGCCCGUGGGUUCCCCAGACCAUGCUACCUCCCUGACAGUGAGAAGGGACGCAAGGUUCUGAGGCUGCUGCUUGUAGCAUGGGACCGUCGCCUCAUUUUCUCAGUGGGAACAUCCAGCACCACCGGCGAGUCAGACACAGUCAUCUGGAAUGAAGUGCACACAAGAACCGAGUUUGGGUCUAACCUGACAGGUCACGGCUACCCGGACCCUGGCCAUUUGGAAAAUGUUCUCGAAGAGCUCAAGGCUCAGGGCAUCACUGAGGAGGAGUGCCUACCCAGAGACUGAACAGGAAGGAAA